GUUGGAGUUUGAAUUUUCAGAAGAGGUUAACCCAAACAGUCGAGUGUAGGAAAAUCUUCGCGCCCACGAAUUUUAGGCCAUGAGCUGGGCGGUGGAGGAGUGGAAGGAUGGACUUCCAGGGAAAGCCCUGCAGAAGAUCCAGGAGAUGGAGGUCCAGUUGGACAAACUCAAGAAGGAGCGAUCACAGAAACAGUUUCAGCUGGAGUCCUUGGAAACUGCCCUGCAAAAACAGAAACAAAAGGUGGACAGUGAACGUACGGAAACCUCAGCUUUGAAAAGAGAGAAUCAGUCUUUAGUAGAGUCGUGUGAUGCUCUGGAGAAGACUCGUCAAAAAGUUGCUCAUGAUCUUGGUGUCAAAGAACAGCAGGUGAACUAUCUUGAGGGUCAGCUUAAUUCCUGCAGGAAGACUAUUGAGCGACUGGAGCAGGAGCUUAAAAAGUACAAAAAUGAGAUGGAUCGUUCUCAACCUGCCGGCUCUUCCUCUUCGUCAUCCUCCUCUGAGCUGCAGCCGUUCACUCCGCAAAAGAGUUUUGCUACACCAGCUCCUGUCCCAGUCUCCAGACAGCACGAUAACAGACUGGAGGAGCUACAAGAGAAAUACAACCAGGAAGUGGAAGAAAGAAAAAGGCUGGAGACUGAGCUCAAAGUCUUGCAGGUCAAAAUGGUGAGUCAGUCGUCCGUCAGCGUGAGCCACAAAGACAUUGCAGCUCGACAAGCUGGCUCGUCCAUCUUCCCAUGGCAACAGCAGGAUCACAGCAUCCGUGCUCCGAAUGGGAUGGAAACGCCCCUGAAGAGACAAGGGACGUCUCUGUGGGAGGCUUACGAGGAGACCCCAAUUAAACCCGGCCAACGGAUGAGCUCGUCCAGAACCGUUCAGAGUCCCAGUGGAUCCUCCAACCAGAUGGAGCAGCUAAAAACCCUUAAUCAAGAACUUCGCACCCGUGUGUCAGAGCUGGAGAGAAAUCUGUCCAACCAAGAGAAGGAAAUUCAUAAUCAAGCUUCCAAACUGCAGGAACUCCAAACUCAUCUGAACCAGGCCCGUAAAGACCUUGCUGAGCGAGACAGAGACCUGGCCAAAGCGGGUCAUGAACUGAGUCAAGCUGCAGACAAACACCAGCAGCUCGAGGCCAAGAGUUCAUCGGUUGAGCAGAAGCUGAAACGGGUCACAGAGGAGAUGAACUGUCAGAGGCACAACGCAGAGAGCUGCAAACAAGCCCUGGAGCAGAAACUCAAGGACCAGGAGAGAAACAGUCAGAAGGAGCUGGCCCAGCUUCAGAGUUCCCAUCAGGCUUUGGAUCAGCAGCUUAACCAGACCAGAACCAAGCUUACACAAGAGAUCCAACAGUCCAAAAAGGACUGCAAUGUACUUCAAGCUGAUAUGGAGAAGAUGCGCUUCCAGAAAACACAGAUGGAGAAAGAGACUGAGGAGCAGAAACAGAAAUUGCUGCGGUCAGAACAGAGCCUGCAGGUCAGCCAGAACAAAGAGCAAGACCUUCGCAAGAAACUGGAAGAGCUGCAGAAAGAGAAGAACAGUGUGACGGCCGAGUUGGACCGGAGCAGCCGGAGUUUGUCUCAGCUGGAAGGAGAGAAGAGGAGCUCAGAACAGGUCCUCAAACGCACCCAGGGACUGCUAGACGAUUUCAAAGUGAAAUCAGAAGCACAGGCUGAGGAGCUGAGGAAACUUCAGUCCAAACUCGAGCAACAGACUCGUGUUUCAGCACAGGAGCAGGAAAACUUAAAGAAAACUCUCUCUGACGCCGAGGCCAGAAAUGACAAAUCUAAGAAUGAGCUCCAGAAACAAAAUCAAGAGGCUGAAAAGCUGAACCAUAAGUUGGCGGUUCUUGAAAAGGAGAGCCAGGAGCUGAAAUCCAGUCUCGCAGUGAGCCAGGAUGGCUGUAAGGCUUUGAAGCAAGAGCAUGAAGCUCUGCUGGAGUGGAAGAAAGAAAAGGAAACGUUAAUAAACCAAACAGAAGCUGUGCAAAAGGAGCUCGCUGACAAAAUUAACAGCUUGGAGAACAAUCUUGGCGUGCUGAAAGAGUCUAAUAAUGAACUCCAGAGUAAGGUCCUGUGUGUGGAGGGAGAUAAAGCCAGUCUGUCUGCGCACGUCGAGUCCUUGAAAGGAGAAUUACUCUGUAAGAGCACGGAGCUGGAGGAGAAGCAGCAUCAGUACGAGAAGCUCCAGCUUCAGUUUUCUGAAGCUGGACAGAAACACAACAAAGACCUGGAGAAUGCUGGGAUUCAACUGGCUCAGCUCGAAGCACAGGUGAAAGACUUAGAGUCAGAGCUGCAGAAGGGAACUGCUCGAGCAGAGCUUGCUGAGAGGACAAACGGUGAGCUGCGAGAAGAGCACCAAGCUGCCUGCGACCUGGUGCGCUCCAAAGAUCAGCUGCUGGAGCUGGGCCUGGCUGAGAUCAGUCAGCUGAAGGAGAGCCUUGCACAGUCCACUGCACAGCAGGAACAGCAGAAAAUCAGGUUCAUGGAGGAGAGGGCAGGUCUGCUGAAGCAGUGUGAGGAGAGCGUUUCUGCAAAGACAGCAGAGAUGGAGCACAUGAGGCUGCAGAUGGAGGAGGUCCAGCAGGACCUGCUGCUCUCCAAAAACCAGAUCAGCUCCACGGAGCAGUUCCUGAAGGUUCAGGAGCAGCUGGGAGCCGAGCUUCAGAAACAAAACAAGGUGAUGUCCGAGAAAGAAGAGGAGCUCCGAGAGAUGUACGAGAAAACAUCAGAAGAGCUCAAAGUGUUGGAAAAGGAGCUGAAGGAUCAGAGGAACCAGACUGAGGAGAAGGAGAAUCGGCUCCGAGAGACUGAAGCUCAAAUCGUUGCGGUGGAGACACAAAAAUCUGAGCUGGAAAAUAAAGUUCAAGGGAUGAAGAAAGAAGCAGAGAUCCUGCUGGAGCAGAUUUCUACCUUAAAGGAACAAGAGGCUGCAAACAAAGAAGCAGCAGAGGAGCUUCCAGUCCUGAAAAACAAUCUGGAUGUGGCCAACCGAUCACUUGAUCACCUGACCAGUUCUCUAGAAGCUGUCGAGAAGAAUCUCUCUUCUGCAAAUGAAACUAAGGCCAACCUGGAGAGCACUCUGGCUGAGAAGAUUAAGCUGAUCUCUACUUUGGAGAAAGAAAUGGGCGAUCUCGCUGAGAAGAUGAGGAAAGAGUCAGAGAGUCACAGCGUGGAGACUGAACGUUUAGUCGACAAAGAGAGGAGCCUUAAAGAGCAGAUCGAAACCUCUCAGAAAUCACUGGCUGCUGCCAAAACAGAGUUGAGUUCUCGUCGGGAGGAGAUCAAAACCAUGAAGGCCACUCUGUCUGCUGCUUCACGUGGCUUAGAAGAACGAGAUGUUACAAUAAAGAGUCUGAAAGAGAAGCUAAAUAAAGCCGUAGCUGAGCAGGCCACUGCUUCAGAUCUGCUGAAGGAGAAGGUUACUGCCAUGAACAAAAUCAAGGUGCAGCUGGAGAUGCUGCAGAUGGACUUGGAGGACAACGAGACCGCUAUGAGCUCCGCGGACAGUCAGGUGGACGAGCUUAAGAAAAGUAUAGAAUCGUUAGAGGCCGAGCUCACUCAGAACCAGAGCCAGAUGACUGAGAUGGAGGCCAGGCUGGAGGAGAGCAAAGCUCAGGUCUCUGUCUUGGAAAUCCGUUUGGAUGAAGUCCAAUCCCAGAACUCUCUGCUGGAGUCAAAAUAUGUCACAGCUAAGGAGGAGCUGCUGGAGAGGAGCUGUGAAGUAACCCGUCUGGAGGAGGACUCCGUCCGACGACAGCAGAUGGAGGAAAGCGUCGCCUUGUUGGAGUCGAAAAUCGCUCGGCUAGAAGACGAAAACUCCAAGUUAGAGAAGACGCUCGGGCAGGUGAUUCAGGAAAAAGACGGCCGCCUCGAUGUGUUGCUUCAGGAGAAAAACACCCUGGAGGUUUCUGUGAAACGACUGAUGGACGACGAGCAACGAGCUGCCGCUGAAACUGCACAAGUGAAGGUGGAGAAGAAAGAGCUGGAGGUCAGAGUAGACAAACUGUCUGAAGAGAUGAAGCAGCUGCGGGCUCAUGUCGAGCACAACGCUCAGACCUUGGAAGAAAAUGUCAAACUCCAGUUUAGUCUGAGCCAAGUGUCAGAAGAGAAGCAGCAUCUGCAGACGAGCAUGGAGGGAUAUAAAGACGAGAUUACUUCCCUCAGAGAGAAGAACGAGUGCAUCCAGCGCUCUCUGCUGUCUUCAGAGCAGCAACGCCGGAACCUGGAAGAACGAUUUGAGACGACGGAGAAGAGGAACGACGACGAGAACAAAGAGAGGAACCGUCAGUUUGAGGCAGAGCAGGCUGAACUUCACCAGAAGCUUGUGCUCCUGCAGACGGAGCUGGCUGAACUCAAAGAGCAGUACGAUGUACUGCUCCAACAAGUGGCCCAGGAGCACAGCCUCAUACAGGAGCUCUCAGAGCCGCAGGAAAGUCCCAACUCUGCAACAGAAGUUGACCACGAAGUACCUGAAGCUGUCUGUGCUGAGGCCGCGGCUCACAUGGAUGUUGAGGCAGAACCUGGUGCCAGCGCAGACUCGUCUCCUGUAAACGAACAGCGAGUGACGUCUGAAAUGAAAUCCGACGAGACCGAGGGUGAAGCAGAGCUAAAAGCAGAGACAGAAAUGAUCCACAGUGAGACGGUGGAAGAGAAGAAUGAGGCGUGUGAACAUGAUGUGGAGGAAAUGAAAAGCGACAUGGAGAACCAACAGGUUUCUGAAGACAAAAAUGAGCCUGAAUUCUGCGACUGGUCCUCCCAGAGCGAGAUGAAAGACUUGAAAUCCACCGAAAAAGAGUCUUCGCAGGCACAAGAAGACUUCAGCUCUCACAAGGAAAUCAUCUUGAAACAAGAAAAAGAGCUGGAGACCGUGCGCUCGGAGUGCGACCUGCUGAACUCUGAGCUUCGGCUGAGAAAAGAGUUGACCUCUGACCUGGAAGUCCAAAUUCAAAACCUGGAGAAGAAAGUUCAGGCUUCAGAGGAGGCGGCGCUUGGUGCAGCACAUCAGCUGAGCACCACAGUGGAGGAAACUAAAAGUCUUUCUGACAAGGUGACUCACUUGUUGGAGGAGAAGGAGACUUUAACUCUGCAGCUGCAAACAUCGAACUGUCAGCUGACUGAUGUCAUGGAGAUGCUGGAGGGACUUGAAAUGGCCAAAGGGGGAUGGGAUGAAAAGUUCCUUCAGCAGGAGAGCGAGUUAAAGAGGGUUCGCUCAGAAAAGGUGAACCUGGAGCAGCACAUCCUGGGGAUGGAGUCAGAGCUGGAGACCAUGCAAGCGGAGAGUGCCAAACUUCACGAUGAACUGGACGCACAGAAACGGAUUUGUUCAGGCUCGGAGCAACAGAUAGAAACUCUGCAGACAGAGACAACCCAGCUGAGAGCUGAACUUGUGUCCUGCACUGAAGACAGAGACGAGCUGAGCCGGUCAUUGUGCCACUGGAGAGAGAAGGUUCACAGUCUGGAGAAGACUGAGAGUGACACCAGAAGCUUAGUGUCCAUACUGGAGGACGACAUCAGAGCCGGAAGGAAGGAGUACGAAGCGCUGCAGAGCAGCAUGGAGAAACUGAUCGCAGAAAGGAAUCGGCUGCUGGAGCAGGUUAAAGUGCUGGAGCAGGCAAUUUCUCAGCAAAGUGGAGAAAAAGAAGAGCUGCUCGGCCAUCUUAAUCAAAUAAAAGAAGAUCAGUCCUCGGCCAGUCAAAACUCUGAGUCCAUGGUUGGAAAGAUACAGGCUUUAAAGGGAGAAGUGUGUCGUCUUUCCCAGUCUCUGGAGGCCUCGCUGCUCGAAAAAGGAGAGAUUGCUUCUCGUCUGAAUUCCACUCAAGAUGAAGUCCAGCAGAUGAGGACCGGUAUUGAGAAGCUUCAGGUCCGCAUCGAGUCCGAUGAGAGGAAGAAAAAGAAGAUGGGAGAACUGCUCAACGCUGCCCAGAGAAAGUUUGACUCGCUGCAGGAUCGUAUCGACGCCCUGCAGAGAGAGAAGGAAGACGUGGAGCUGAGUCUGGAGACAGCUGUGCUACAGGCUGAAACCGCCAGAGCUGAGCUGGAAGAGGAGAGGAGAAAGGUGGAAGAAGAGAAGAAAGAGCUUAAAGAGAAACUGACGGAGCUCUCAGCCACACUGGACAACCUGAGAUCUGAGAAAGCACAUCUAGAAAGAGAGCUAGAAGCCAAAAAGAGGGAGAUAGACGAGCUGAAGGCAGCUAAAGAUGAGCUGGAAAGGGGAUUGGUGAGAGCAGAGACGGCUAAAAGAGAAGAGGAAGAGAGGCAGAGAUCCAGGGUGGAAGAGCUGCAGAGAGAACUGAGAGAGGAAGCCGAGAGACAAAGCAGGCAGCUAGAUGAGCUCCACACCCGGCUGGAAGCGAGCCAGCAGAGGGAACGUUUACUUGAAGAGAAACGUGAAGAAACAGAAGGGGAAAAUGAGAAGAUGCAGUCCGUUUUGUUCGAGUCAGAGAAGGAGAAACAACACCUGCUGAGUUCACUACAGGAGUGGCAGAUGAACGGAGAGAGCCUCCGCUCUCGAGGAGAAGAGCUAGAAAAGGAGAGAAACGGCCUAAAGGCGCGCAUCGAGUCUUUGGGAGAAGAAAUAAAGGAUUUUAAAACACUUGUCCAAGUUAAAGAGGAAGAGAUUCUCGCUUUAGAAAAGGAGAGGGAGAAGGAGGCAGAUCAGAGGCAAGCUUCAGUUAAAUCCAUCUCGUGUCUUUUAACGGAGAAAGAACAGUUAGAAGAAACAAAUGGAAAACUGAUCGAGGAGAAAGAGAAGCUGCAGCUGAGCCUGCUCGUGUUGGAGGAAGAGAGGGAGAACAUGAGCUGCACCCUGGAAGCUGUGAAACAAGAGAGAGGCCGAUUAGAUCAGGAGAGAGGUGCGUUAGAAGAAGAGAACGUUCAACUUCAGUCUGACCUGUGCUUGGUAGAGAAAGAGAAACAGGACUUGCAAGAAGCUCUCUCUUCAUUAAAGCAAGUAAAGGAAAGAACGGAGCAGGAGAAGCUGAGGUUAGAGGCUGGAAAGGAAGAAUUGCUCUCUUCCUUUUUAAAGGUUGAAGAAGAGAAGAACAACUUGUCUUCAGCUGUUUCUUUGUUGGAACAAGAGAAGCAGCAGAUGAAAGAGGAGAAAGAGAAGCUCGCAGAAGAACAAGACAUUCUUCAGAAGAACGCCUCAUCUAUGGAGAAGGAAUUGGAAACUCACAAAGAGUCUGUGUCGCAACUCAGAGAACAGGUGUCCGAGUUGACGUCUCGUGCAGCUCGUUUGUGUAAAGACAAAGACUCUGCUCUGAGCAAAAUGAGUCUGUGGAUGAAGACGUGCAAACAGCUGGAGCAAGAGAAGCAGAUGAUGUCGUGCUCAGAGGAAAAAUGCAGCAAAGAUGUUCAAAGUGAAGUGACGCAGCUGAAGAUUGAGGCAGAGCAGAAGAAGAAACAAGCAGAAGACCUGAUGGCUGCCCUGGAGAAGAAAAAGACCGAGGCUGAAGAAAGACUACUGGAAACGCACCGAAAAGACAAAGAGGUGAAGGAGCUUCAAGACGCCCUCAACCAAACGAAAAAGGAGAUGGAGGAGAAGGAGGGAGAGCUGGAGGAGGUGAAGAGGGAGCUGGAUGAAGUGAACCAAGUUCUCGAGGAGAAAAGCAGAGAGGCUGAUGAGAGCGUAGAUAAAUACUGCAGCCUGAUAAUUAAAGUGCACAAGCUGGAAGAGAGCAACGAAGGGCUGAAAGUACGACUGGAACAGUUGACUGCAACUCAGCGCGCUGACCAAGCCACCACCUUCCACUCCAACCUCACGGACAACCGCCGGCGUUCAUCCAGGAAGUCUUCCUCCAAACAGCAGGAGGUGGAGAGGGACGACGACACGGAGAACCUGGUCCCCCUGACAGCCCAGAGGUCUCAGGGGGCGUCGCCUGGAAAACGAGGCCGCUGUGAGGUCGGCGACAAAGACGGCGUUCAUGAGGCCCUGCACAAUCUGACAAAGAAGCUGAAAGCCAGCACCAUGACAACACCCAAACCAAGAGGUGAAGAGGAGGAGGAAGAUUUCAGACCAGAGGGACUUCCUGAGCUGGUGCAGAAAGGGUUCGCUGAUAUUCCCGUGGGGGAGGCGAGUCCGUUCAUCGUGAGGAGAACCACAGCGAGGCGCUGCAGUCCUCGGCUGGCUGCCCGGCAGGCUCUACCUGACGGCAAGGUUCUGGGGCCCAUCGCUCUCCAGAGUCCGUCUUUAGUUUCAUCGGCAGGCGGCUCCAUCGUGAGGAAUCUUUCACCACAGGAGGAGGAGGAGAAACUUUUGCCUCCUUCACUGAAUUUACAGAAGGAAUCGAAGCAGAGGGAACAAGCUUUAAGAGGACAAACAGCACAAGAAGACAAUUGUCGUGUUCAGUAGAUCACAUUGUUGUUGUAGAAACGCACAGAGUUAUAAAAGAUUAGAAUCACACGACACGAGGAUGGUUUUUUUUUUUUUUUUAACA
Molecule: messenger RNA, 8429 nt
Organism: Nematolebias whitei (Rio pearlfish)
Lineage: Eukaryota; Metazoa; Chordata; Actinopteri; Cyprinodontiformes; Rivulidae
Gene: cenpf
Product: centromere protein F
Exons: 39
Coding region: 80-8344 (2754 amino acids)
Biological process (GO): metaphase chromosome alignment; regulation of G2/M transition of mitotic cell cycle; mitotic cell cycle
Cellular component (GO): nucleus; chromosome, centromeric region; spindle pole
Molecular function (GO): microtubule binding; protein homodimerization activity; dynein complex binding
Source: RefSeq, a predicted model, not a curated record